AAUCCUUCUACUUUUUUCCCACAAAGGUUCAUAAGGCAUCAUUUGCAGGGGAAAAGGGGUUUUUCUGGCACCUUUCAAGGGUAAACUUUGUCGGAAAUACCCCAAAUGGCUUCUUCCCCUGAAGGUUCUCCAAAUUCAACAUCUAUUUCAUCACUACCACCACCGUCGUCGCCAAUAGUUGACUCAACUCCACCACGACAAUCAGCUUCCCCACCACCUGCGCAGGAGUCAAAGUCAUCUCCAUCAUCUUCAUCUUCAUCCUCUUCACCACCACCACCCCCGUCAUCGUCAUUAUCAUCAUCACCACCACCACCCUCUUCGUCAUCAUCAUCAUCAUCGUCACCCCCACCAUCACCUCCACCACCAACUAAUGAUAAAAACAAUGGCAGUAAUCAAAAUAAUGCUGCCACAGCUAUUCAAACUCCAGCAUCACCGCCACCGCUGUCGCCAACACCAAAGUUAGCUACUGAAAAUGGCUCACCAACUCGUGCUUCCCCGCCAAGAAUAUUGUCACCUCCACCUCCAAAAUCAUCAAAUUCAUCAACAAGUAGUACAUCAUCGUCACCGUCUUUGCCAAUUAUAAUAGGUGUUUCAGUUGGCAUUGGUUUGUUGCUUAUUCUCGUUAUAGCGCUCAUCAUUGCAGUAUGCAACAGAAGGAAAAAGAAGUCAAAGUUCGAUAAUCAUAUUCAAUACCACAAAAAUUCUAUGCCACCAAACGGUGGCGUCGGAUAUGGAAAUGUGUUGAGUCUAAAAAGACAAAACAACAUGAACAAUGGGUACCAAGCUAAUGAUUAUCACCUUGCCAUCAAUUUACCACCGCCGCCCGGUGGAAAUGCAGGUCGUGGAGGGUGGCCACAAGAACCACAAGGGCAAAUACCAUCUUUGACAAGUGAAAUAAGCUCAAGGUACUUAGGUCAACAUGGUUCACUUUUGCCAUCCGCAUAUUCACCUGUGGCUUUAGGGCUUAAACAAAGCACUUUCACCUAUGAAGACCUAGCGGUUGCAACCCAAGGGUUCUCUGAAGCUAACUUGUUGGGUCAAGGUGGGUUUGGGUUCGUCCAUAAAGGAGUUUUGCCCAAUGGCAAAGAAGUAGCUGUUAAAAGUCUCAAAUCUGGUAGCGGGCAGGGUGAGCGUGAAUUUCAGGCUGAAGUUGAGAUUAUUAGCCGUGUCCAUCAUCGCCACCUUGUAUCUCUUGAUGGGUAUUCCAUUGCAGGAGAUAAAAAGAUGUUGGUCUACGAAUUCCUGCCUAAUAAAACUCUCGAAUUCCACCUCCAUGAGAAAGAUCUUCCACCCAUGGAUUGGCCUACUAGGCUCAAGAUUGCACUGGGAGCAGCUAAAGGUCUUGCAUAUUUGCAUGAAGAUUGCCACCCUCGCAUUAUUCACAGAGACAUCAAAUCUGCCAACAUCCUACUUGAUUUCAGUUUUGAAGCCAAGGUGGCAGAUUUUGGGUUGGCUAAACUUUCUCAAGAUAACAAUACUCAUGUCUCAACUCGUGUCAUGGGAACAUUCGGUUACUUAGCUCCUGAAUACGCAUCAAGUGGCAAGCUGACAGAUAAAUCUGAUGUUUUCUCCUUUGGUGUUGUGCUCUUGGAAUUGAUAACUGGACGUCGGCCUUUGGACCUGACUGGGGAGAUGGAUGAGAGCUUAGUAGAUUGGGCUAGACCCUUAUGCGCUAGUGCAAUGGAGGAUGAAAACUUCAGUCAAUUGGUGGAUCCACGCUUGGAGAAUAAUUUUGUCCAACAUGAGAUGGCACGAAUGGUUGCAUGUGCUGGUGCAUGUGUUAGGCAUUCUGCUAGAAGGCGACCAAAAAUGCGGCAGAUUGUGCGGGCACUGGAAGAUGAUGUUUCAAUGGAUGACUUAAAUGACGCUAUGAGACCUGGCCAAAGUUCAAGGUUCAGCUCAAUGGCUAGCUAUGACUAUGAUACUAAUGCCCAUGGUAUAGACAUGAAGAAGAUUAGGAAAAUGGCCUUGGACUGCCAAGACUACGGAAGUAGCGACUAUGGUAAUACGAGUGAAUACGGGCUCAAUCCUUCUUCCUCUAGCAGCGACUCAAGUGGAAAUAUAAGCCGGAGGCAACGUUUGUAAAACUUGAAAUUAUCAAAGACAUAAUCCCUUAUUGCAAUGCCCUUGGCUUAGGUUUGAUAUACUUCCAAACA
Molecule: messenger RNA, 2156 nt
Organism: Theobroma umbraticum
Lineage: Eukaryota; Viridiplantae; Streptophyta; Magnoliopsida; Malvales; Malvaceae
Gene: PERK5
Product: Protein kinase superfamily protein
Biological process (GO): protein phosphorylation
Molecular function (GO): ATP binding; protein kinase activity
Source: RefSeq, a predicted model, not a curated record